UCUUCGGGCCCGUGGGAAAAAUCAGGUGGAGGAGUUAGAUGCGAUUGUGGAAUCUACGCAGAGGCAGGUGGGGGAAUUAAAAAAGGAAUCUGAGCAGCAACAGGGACUAAGGCUACUGCAACUUUCGCCAGAUGGACACCGCUUCACCGAACAAGAAGUUAGAGAUUUGAAAGCUUGGAAAGUCAGAAAACUUGGAGCUAUGAGAAACACACUCCCACUUAGCGACCACGGCAUUGAUUCUGCUCGUGUGGAAGCUGCCCUGCAGAAAGCAAAUGAUAGACUCGGGGCGAUUCGAGCUAAUGAACAAGUAUAUGAGGGUGGAAUGGCGCUGGCGCGUGUAUCUAAGUUAAGCGACUACAUAAAAAAAGUCGAGGAAGAAGAGACCAUACUUUUCAACGGGAUCAUCGGACAACGGCAAACUGGCGUCGCUUUGGCCCAUACUACCAGUAAGGAGACGGUGGACAAAAUGAAUGAGAUCCUGAUAAGCGUGAAACAACAGCAAGGCCUCGACGAAAAUGGAGUAGUAGAACUGUUGUCCGAGGCGAAGAGUCAACUUGAAAAGAUGAAGGAGGAGGUAAAAACGGAGAGCGAUCGCGUAUUUGAUGAGAACGACGAAGUCGAAGUUCUUCGACAAGUACUGGACAAUGACCGCGACCUUAAAGUGCAAGCAAAGGCUCUUGCGGAGCUCUACUUUCAGUGCGUGAGUGAGUCGAAGAAGCUUGCGGAUGACGCUGAGGAAGAGCUGCUCAGACAAAUUUCUAGAGCUGCGGCAUCCCGACGUGACAUCGAACCACAUCCAGAAGUAGUGGCUUGAAUAGUCAAAAGUAGUCAAUACUCGUACAUCAAGGGGAACAACUUUUAACUAUUAUUAUUAGCUUGAAGAAGAAGAUUCUUGAAGAUCCUUAAGUUGUUCUUGUUACAACUUGAAGAAAACCUAAACUACACCGAAAACGAAAUCUCUUGCAUUUUAACUCAAAAGCAAAUACUGUGUAGAACAAACCUUCACGACAGGUUUACUUGUUUUGGCGUUUUGACAGAGGUGUGAGUAGAAGAAAAACGAAUGAGUAGAACGAAGAAACCUUCCUGACAGAUUUACUUAUUUUAUUAAGGCUCAACUUUCAUUGGUCAUUGGGGUUAGUCACUGAGAUCGCAGAGGGGCUCUCCCUAGAGAACAGGGGAAAAUGAAGGGAAAAGGGGAGAGAUUUGAAGAUGGUCUCUCCCGGUCAGAGUCGGUGACCAAUGAGCACACACAUGACAUUUACUUGUUUUGGCGUUUUGGAAUUGGAUUUACCUAUGAAAUGAUCUUCGGAUAACGAUAUGCUCAGCCUAUUGUUUGCCUCGGUUUUUUUAUCCUCAUGAAAAAGAUCUGUCCUCUUUUGAAAGCCAACGGAGGCUGCUAAAAGAGACUGUCUCUGAAGUGUUUUGCUGGUAUCCUGCCUGAGAUACAUUCUUGUGAACUUCUGCUGCGACGUAAGAAGUCAGGUCGUGGGCAGGGAUUUUAAAAGAAAGACUACUGCUUGCUCGUG
Amoebophrya sp. A25 is the source of this 1526-nucleotide messenger RNA. Lineage: Eukaryota; Dinophyceae; Syndiniales; Amoebophryaceae. The record is from the annotation of a GenBank genome assembly.